AAGCCCAACCACCAUAUAAAUCAGACCCAACCAUUUCUUUCUGAUCACACGAUUCACACAUCAACUUCUCUCUUACUACGUCUUUCCCACCCCCUUCCUAGCUACUUUCUCUCUCUAGAUUUUUUUUUUGUAUUCAACAUCGAUGGACUUCUACUCUGAAGCUUCCUUGUGGCUACAAUCUCUGCAAACCACAACUUUUUGUAUAUACUUGUUCUUCUCUUUUACAAUUUUAUUCAGUCUUGUCUCUAUCUUGUUCUUCAUUCUUAGGUUCAAGCCACGGUGUGAUUGUGAAGUAUGCCAGAGCUAUCUGAGUCGCAGUUGGACCUCGCAAUUCGAUAAUCUAUGCGACUGGUACACUCAUCUUCUCCGGAAAUCGCCAACAGGAACAAUCCAUGUCCAUGUUCUCGGCAACACCAUCACUUCGAACCCUGAAAACGUCGAGCAUAUGCUUAAAACAAGGUUCCAGAACUACCCAAAAGGGAAACCCUUCUCUGCAAUCUUGGGUGAUCUUCUGGGUCGUGGUAUUUUCAACGUCGACGGCGAUUCGUGGCUGUUUCAGAGGAAAAUGGCGAGUCUAGAGUUCGGGAGCCUCUCAAUACGAUCGUAUGCGUUCGAGAUUGUCACCUCCCAGAUCCAUUGGAGACUUCUUCCUAUCUUAUCAAGCUUUUCUUGUAAAGAAAACACUGUCUUGGACUUACAAGAUGUUUUCCGGAGAUUUUCAUUCGAUAACAUAUGUCAAUUCUCAUUCGGGUUAGACCCGGGUUGUCUACAGCUGUCCCUCCCUGCCUCGGACUUUGCAGUGGCAUUUGACCUGGCGUCAAAAUUGUCAGCAGAGCGAGCCAUCACCGUGUCACCGUUGGUAUGGAAAAUCAAACGGUUGUUAAAUUUAGGGUCAGAGAAGAAGCUGAAGGAAGCCAUUAAAGUGGUCGACAAACUAGCUGACGAGGUGAUACAGCACAGGCGAGAAAAGGGUUUCUCUACCAGGAAUGAUCUUCUAUCAAGAUUCUUGAGCACAAUCGACGAUGACAAAUACGUUCGUGACAUUGUCAUCAGUUUCCUUUUGGCGGGACGUGACACGGUCGCCUCCGCCCUCACCAGCUUCUUCUGGUUGCUGACACAGCACCCGGAAGUCGAGUCGGCGAUUCGCGCCGAGUCGGACCGAGUCAUGGGUACGACUCAGGAACUCGCGAGCUUGGAACAAAUGAGAGGCAUGCAUUACUUACAAGCAGCUAUGUAUGAGUGUUUGAGACUCUACCCGCCAGUUCAAUUUGAUUCAAAGUUCUCUCAAGAUGAUGAUACUCUUCCAGAUGGUACAUUUGUCCGAAAAGCCACUAGGGUUACAUACCAUCCGUACGCAAUGGGUCGGAUGGAACGGGUUUGGGGUCCGGAUUGCCUCGAAUUCAAGCCCGAGAGGUGGUUGCAGAACGGAGUUUUCACCCCCGAAAGUCCAUUCAAGUACCCGGUUUUUCAAGCCGGUGUUAGGAUUUGUUUAGGGAAGGAAUUGGCACUGGUUCAGAUGAAGAUUGUUGCACUUACGUUGAUUCGGCGGUUCGAUAUCCGAGUUGACACACCGAGUGAGAGACUGCGGUUUGCUCCGGGUCUAACUGCCACCGUGAGUGGCGGUCUUCCGGUUUCUAUCCGAGAACGGAAAGCCUAAUCACACCACCACUGUUGUAAAAUUAGUACUCCGUAUAUAAUACAUUUUUUUUUUCAAACUCUCGUAAUGUUCUCAAGAAAAAUUGAACUCUUCGUAUCACAUCUAAAUUUGAUACGAGAAGUGAUACUAGACCACUCUGGUAUAUAGAUAUGUAUUUCAUGUACCCUCCAAAAAUGCAGUCUGUAUAUUCGUA
Cornus florida is the source of this 1850-nucleotide messenger RNA. RefSeq names its product cytochrome P450 94C1. The record is from RefSeq and is a predicted model, not a curated record. Lineage: Eukaryota; Viridiplantae; Streptophyta; Magnoliopsida; Cornales; Cornaceae. Gene Ontology annotation, molecular function: heme binding; iron ion binding; monooxygenase activity. The coding region runs from base 143 to 1657 and encodes 504 amino acids. The transcript has a single exon.